Molecule: messenger RNA, 1425 nt
Organism: Andrographis paniculata
Lineage: Eukaryota; Viridiplantae; Streptophyta; Magnoliopsida; Lamiales; Acanthaceae
Product: probable galacturonosyltransferase-like 9
Exons: 1
Coding region: 12-1211 (399 amino acids)
Cellular component (GO): Golgi apparatus
Molecular function (GO): glycosyltransferase activity
Source: RefSeq, a predicted model, not a curated record
UUGCCAAGAAGAUGAGAAUUUCAAGUUUCAGUCAAUCGCCGAUCUCCGCCGUCGGAUUCUUCCUCCUCCUCCUCCUCGGCGUUUUUCCACCGUUGAUGUGCCUCGGGAUCCGAUACCUCCCCAGCGAGGGGACCGGGUUAACGGAUUCAAACCCGAUCAAAACCCGCUUCGGAUUCGCGGAGGCGCCGGAGUAUCGUAACGGCGCCGACUGCCCGAUAUCGGCGUCGCCGGCGGCGUCAGUAACGUCGUGCGACCCGUCGUUGGUCCACGUGGCGAUGACCCUCGACUCGGAGUAUCUCCGGGGGUCGAUGGCGGCGGUGCACUCCGUUCUCCGCCACGCCUCCUGCCCGGACCAAAUCUUCUUCCACUUCAUCGCCGCCGAGUUCGACCCGUCCAGCCCGCGGGUCCUGACCCGACUCGUCAGGUCCAUAUUCCCUUCCCUGAAUUUCAAAGUGUACAUUUUCCGGGAAGAUACAGUCAUCAAUCUCAUCUCCUCGUCGAUCCGCUCCGCCCUGGAGAACCCGCUGAACUACGCCCGGAACUACCUGGGCGACAUACUUGACCCGUGUGUGAACCGGGUCAUCUACCUGGAUUCGGACCUGGUCCUCGUCGACGACAUCGUCAAGCUCUGGAAAACCCGCCUCUCCCCGGGUCGAAUAAUCGGAGCUCCGGAAUAUUGCCACGCCAAUUUCACCAAAUACUUCACCGACGCCUUCUGGUCCGACCCGGCCCUGCCCGGAGUUUUCGGAUCCCGGGCGCCCUGCUACUUCAACACCGGCGUGAUGAUCAUGGAUUUACAGAAAUGGCGGGGCGGCCAUUUCCGGCGAAAAAUCGAGCACUGGAUGGAACUGCAGAGAAGAAACCGUAUAUACGAGCUAGGUUCUCUGCCGCCGUUUCUUCUGGUGUUCGCCGGCAAUGUCGAGCCGAUCGAUCACCGGUGGAACCAGCACGGCCUCGGCGGCGACAACGUGGCAGGAUCCUGUAGGUCGCUGCACCCCGGUCCAGUGAGCCUGCUGCACUGGAGCGGGAAGGGUAAGCCUUGGGUAAGGCUAGACGAGAAGAAACCGUGUCCGUUGGAUCAUCUCUGGGAGCCCUACGAUUUGUACACGUCACCCGGGAAGGGCAAGGUACAACACCAACAGCGCGAGGAACAACACGUGCUUGCCUCAUCACCUAAUAACCUGCUUGGUUAUUCCAGUUAUUUCUUUUAGUCAAAAUUCUUUGAUUUUCUGUGUACAGAUUUGGGAAACAAACACAGAGAGGCGUAAAAUUCGUAUUUUUUAAAAAAUUAAUUGCAAAAAAAAUAUAUAUAUUAUAUUGUGACAGCUUGUCAAUUCUUUUUUCAUACAUUUGAGGAGCCAAUUUUUGGGACUUAUUAGAUUCACAUUGUACUUGCCAAUAUUUUGAACAAUCUAUUCAAAAAUU